GGAAGGGCGGGUGGACCCCGGUGAGCGAGCGAGUAGCGAGCGCGCGCGCGUGCGUCUGGACUUUUUUUAAUAGACAUAACGGUUACCCAAGAAGCCGCCUCGGAGUUUUGACAGGACAGCGAGUUCGGGUGGAACGCAUCAGCGGAAAGCCCGAGCCUGCUGUUCUGGGUGGCGACUGGCGCCUGACAGCCGAACGUCAUCUCUCGAUUUGAAACGAGAAGCUUCGGUGAUGGGACCACUCCCAUAAAAAAAACAAAAAAAAAAAAAAAAACAACGAAGCGAACUUUUUAAAACGCGUUUGCCUUACGGACGCCGUGUGACAGUACCGCCAAAGCGAGGACCAGAGUGACGGCGACUAAACUUUUUGAGCGUUUACAGGUUGCUGAAGACUUGAGUCAGCGAAAAUGCAGAGCAUCAAGUGUGUUGUUGUAGGUGAUGGUGCCGUGGGAAAAACAUGCUUAUUAAUCUCCUACACAACCAAUGCCUUUCCCAAAGAGUACAUCCCCACCGUAUUUGACAACUACAGCUCCCAAAUGACAGUUGAUGGAAGGACUAUCAGCCUCAACCUGUGGGACACAGCUGGUCAAGAAGAAUACGACCGUCUACGCACGCUUUCCUACCCACAGACCAACGUUUUUGUCAUCUGCUUCUCUAUUGCUAGCCCACCAUCCUAUGAGAAUGUGAAACAUAAAUGGCACCCAGAAGUCACCCACCACUGCCCAAAUGUGCCUAUUCUACUAGUGGGCACCAAGAAGGAUCUUCGGAAUGACCCAGAUGUUGCAAAGAAGCUGAAAGAGCAGAACCAAACCACUAUCAGCUCGCAGCAAGGGGCAGCGCUGGCACGCCAGAUUCAUGCCAUCAAGUACAUGGAGUGCUCGGCUCUCAAUCACGAAGGCAUCAAGGAAGUAUUUACUGAAGCCGUGAGGGCUUUUCUAAACCCUCAGCCCGCACCAACCAGAAAGCCCUGCGUGCUUUUGUAAUUUAGCCAAAGAUGGAAAACGAGCAGCCAUAAUAAGCCGGGAGAUUCGAAACAGAUGUAUUGUUUAACAACUUACCGUUCACUACAACAGUGCUCCUUUUUGUUCUGUCUGGGGUGCAGGUCCUAAUGUGGGUCAUUUUAAAAUGCACGCUGCCUAUGGACUCGUAUCCUGGAUGUGACGUAGUGUACAGUUGCUGUUGUGACCUAUGAUGUAUGGCUUUUAAAUAAUCAGGAAUUCUAGCCACCGCUGUGCAAGUGCCAUGGCGUUUCUUGGCCUCUUUAUGCUUUCUUUACUGCUAAGCUUAAGCAAAUGGAAACUGAUGAACCGAUGUUGGUCCUGCCAUAAUUUACUUAGAUGUGUGAGGUUUUCUGUGCGCAAAUGAAAUGCGGAAAAGGAUAUUUUUAUAAUGGAAAGCAAAAUCUUGUCGUGUAAGACAGUAACAAGUCAGGACUGCUUAAGCAGAUUCUUCAUAAUAGCUUUGAGCAAAAAAACAGUUAGCUUUACAUUUAUUUCUAAAAGGUCCCCUUGUGAUUUGCGACAUGUUAUUGCAAGUAAUGUCCAGAAUGACUGUCUAAUUAGUAGCUCGGAAAGAAUUCAUUGUGAAAUUUUGCAUAGGCUGAGACAUAAAGGGAAAACUACAAAGUUCCCCUUCUCUCGAUUAGUUGCAGGCUUCCUUUCCUGCCUUUAUGUAUUAAAAAAAAGGGAAAUACCACACGUAAAUGUGACUCUCUCAGUAAGCAUAUCACACUUUCAGUCAGUUUUCAUGCCAAUGCGCAGGCGUAGAGCACUUUAGCUACCAGAAACAGACAAGUUUGCUCCACAGUAUGUCCCACCUUUAGCUGUGAACACCACCCAAGAGAGGUGUCUGCAGCACAGAUGUGCCAGGCGGCCCGCUCGGCCCCCCUCAGUCUUCAGUCUUAAUGGAGAGUAUCAGCUUUACAAAGCGUUCAACAACCCAACAGCUUACUCGAGUCUCUCUCUCUAGGUGCGUCCACACGGCCGGCUUCUCGGUUGUCACUCUCAGUUUACUGACUGGUGCUAUGGACUUGGAAACAACACCAACACGUGAUGCUGUAGGCUAAGCGGGAAAGAAAAAAAAAUUCAGAUUUCAAAAAAUAAAUAAAUGUGCAAUUGAAAAUUCAGAGAGAAAACGGGUCCCCGUUCGACACACUUUACAUCUUUCCGCCUUCUAUGGACUUUCAGUCAAGGCUUUUUGAAUUGGCAUCCAAGCCAAAGUGCACUGUAAAAUAAACACUUGGAAGUGGAAGUUUACAACAUCAAUGAGAGAAUGGAAGCCACAUGAAUUCAAACUUUAAUUUAAUGCAUAAUUAUGUUCCCUAUUUUAAAGCUUUAUUAGCAGAGGAAAUAAAGUCCCCUACUUCUCACAAAGCUGGAAGAUGGCAGCUUAAGCAAGAAUCUCCAACGUUGCCAGUACAAGCUAUAUGGCCUCCUUUAACCUUGGGGUUGCACUCACUCUUGUUACCCACAGAAGGCGGACAUCUGGAGGUGUCACCCAGAGGCCUUGUGGUAUCAAAUGUGACCACAUUUGUUUCAAGAAGAAGCUGCAAAAACGUAGUCGUCACACCACCGUUACUGCACUGAAUGAAGAGAACUGCCAGUUGCAUUAUGGUUUUCCCAUGAUAACCGUGACAAAUAGAAGAAGUUGUGGUCAAAAGGAUUUUGACAUCAGAUGAAUUCAAAUUGACUUGUGAAUGGGCAGACCAUGAUGCACUGUGCUACCUGGAAGUCCAUCCUGGUUAAGACCUACAGCAACGCACUGAACUGUCGAUACCUCUGAAUUCUCUCUUCUCCAGGGUUGGGACUUUGGGGGGUGGCGUGUGUCAGCUGGGUAUUUCAGUGCCCACCAAUCAUCUCUGAGCAGCACAGGCAGCUCAUGGCUAAAGGAAGCCAUUCUUAGGAAAACACAGUUACAUGUGCAGCAAACCCCUUAAUUCACUGGUCACACAGCCGUGAACGCGCUCGGCCAUUUGUUGGAAUGCGUCAGCCUGUGAAUCAUGGGUUAGGUUUAGAAGAAAUAAUAUUGGUACAGACGAGGCAGCACUCACCUGGUAAGCACGGAGGUGCCAAAGAAGAAACGGUCUGAUCUCAGGUGGCAAGUUCUAGAAUAGUGCGUGAUUCAUUAGUGGGUUUGAACAAGAGCGGUGCCCGCAGAUUUAGUUAGGUACUUUGUUUGUUGAACUUUUCUUCCUUAUUAAGUAAUGCAACUGAGUCGGCCCCUGCAGCGUAGUGACGGAUCCUCCUGACAGGUUCCGCUUACGCCGAGACCCUUGGGUCAGCUUUGAAUGUAUCGAAAAGAAACAGCCGACGGGCUGCUGCUAUUCCUUUAAGUGAUCUGUGGUACUGAGAAAAGCUUUUAAUUUAUUUAUGAUUUCACAAACAUGAGGCGACUUUUAAACACAAUUCAGUUAUGGGUAAAAAACGGUGGCUUUAUAUAUGGUUUGAGAGCCUGAGUUAACUAUUGCUUGACCAUUUAUUUUAAAAUAAACAAAGAGUUGUUUCAUUCUCUUAUUUUACCCGAAAUUGCAUUCCACCUAUUUUUAUUUAUUUAUUUGCUUUAGUUACAAAACAUUGCUUUCAUUGUAUUGAGAUAAAAUGGCUAACUGUUAUUUACGAACACAAACAUUUGUGUUUAUGGUUAUCCACCCAGAAUGUGCCGUCUUCCAAUCGUUUUGUAAAUUCUGAGAUAAUUUUCAAAUGGCAGAUUAACGUUUGCAUGUGCAAGCCGAGCCCUUCGGUUUAUACUGAGAAGUGGUCUUGCUGGACGGCCCUUUUACAAAGGCUGGCACAGUUUCUAAGGUGCACCCACGGCUAGUCAGCUGAUUGGAGGGGCGAUGAGAAGAAGUCCAAGUGUCAGCUUCUACCGGUGACUUAGAUUGUUUUUUUUUUUUUUAUAUAUUUUAUUAAUGGAAUCUUUGCUUACUCAUCCUUAUAUUGUCAAAGCUUUCUUUAAUUUAUGAUUUCAACGUUUUCAAAAUAAAUAACACUUGUAUUUUU
Messenger RNA from Polypterus senegalus (gray bichir), 3995 nucleotides. Its product is annotated as rho-related GTP-binding protein RhoG-like. The record is from RefSeq and is a predicted model, not a curated record. Bases 405 to 980 code for a protein of 191 amino acids. Gene Ontology annotation, biological process: cortical cytoskeleton organization; regulation of actin cytoskeleton organization; actin filament organization. Gene Ontology annotation, cellular component: cytoplasmic vesicle; cell projection; plasma membrane. Lineage: Eukaryota; Metazoa; Chordata; Cladistia; Polypteriformes; Polypteridae. Gene Ontology annotation, molecular function: GTP binding; protein kinase binding; GTPase activity. The transcript has 2 exons.